Molecule: messenger RNA, 1155 nt
Organism: Filobasidium floriforme
Lineage: Eukaryota; Fungi; Basidiomycota; Tremellomycetes; Filobasidiales; Filobasidiaceae
Exons: 5
Coding region: 1-1155 (384 amino acids)
Biological process (GO): regulation of DNA-templated transcription
Cellular component (GO): nucleus
Source: RefSeq, a predicted model, not a curated record
AUGACGCCGCAACUACCCAACGAGGAUGCUGUGGCCAUUGCGACGGACUUUUUCCACUCGCUUGACAAUGUCUCGAACGAGGUCGAACAUAUCUUGAAAGAGAUUGCUUACAAAGACGAACGGAUGGCCGAGAUCCAGACUCGUCUCAACCAGCGUACCACCGCCGUCCUCCGUAAUGCUAAAAACAACCACCCAUCAACCCCUAACGGUGCCAACCAAAGUGGUACUUCCUUGAACCCUCUCUCCGCAAAGGACCACCAGGCCUACGCAAAGAUCACCGCCGAAUGGAACAAGAUAGAUCUCAUCCAAUCGGAAAAGACGGCCCUGGCCACCCGCCUCGUCUCGAUCGUCACUCGGCAUAAAGAACGAGGGAGGGAAGAGUACAAGAAGAUCGCUGGCGAGGAAGUCGUCGAAGGGUUGAUCAAGGCCGAGAGGGAGGUGGAUCUGACGAACCCGACCGGGCUGGCCCAGAUGGUCAACCAGUAUACGGGUGGCGUGGGGAUGAUCGUACCCGGUUCGAGCACGGGUGCGGGAACGGCGGGAGGAUUAGGGUUGAACGGGCCUGGGUUGGGCGGACAGGGGGGUUCGCAGAGGGGUUCGAUGGGACCGGGGGCGAUCUCGGUUGUCACUGCCGCAGACGAGCGUUCUACCAAGAAACGGAAAUCCACUCAUCUGUCUGGCACCGUCACCCCAUCUUAUCACGACAUGCCUCCUCCUGCCCUGCCAUCCUUGCAUCUUCCCGCCUCGCACGCUCACUCAUCUAUCAACCUCUCUCCUGCUCUGCACUCCGGCGCGCCCUCGUACCAUCAACACAUCCCCGUCUCUUCCCGCAGCGCGAAUCCGGGCCGUAAGAACCGACUUCCAAGUCAAACGCCAGAGGUGGAAGUCGAUGUCGAGGUCGAUAUGGAUGCCGAGGGCGAGGCCGAGGAGAACGGAGACGAUAACGCGCUCUACUGUUUCUGCCAGGAAAAGAGUUGGGGCGAGAUGAUCGGGUGCGACAAUCAGGAGUGCAGGUUCGAAUGGUUCCAUCUCAGGUGUGUCAAGCUCGAUCCUCCUCUACCAGAGACUUGGUACUGUCCCGAUUGCGUCGCCGUACUCGGCCUCGAGGACAGCAACGGGAAACCCAAACAGAAACAGAAGGGGAGGAAAAAGUAG